AAAACAACAAAGCCGAAGAAAAAAGAAACAACAAAGACGCAAAAAAAAAGAAAAAUUAAUUUUUCCCUCGCACGGACUCUCUUCUUGGUUUUCCUUUGUAUCCGCGCACUCUUAAGUAGCCGUCCUCAACAAAACGGAAAUAAAUCGUCAUGCGAAGAUAAUAAUUUUCAUAUCACUCCGCCAGCCAAUGUUGGAUAAUGCAAUCAAACGGGCCCCAUAAUUAAAUUUUUCGCAUCAGCAGAGCAUCAUCAUUGUCGUCGCCGUCGUCAUCGUUAUUGUCGCUGUUGUCGGGGUGAAAGUUUUUUACGCAUAUCACACAACUGCACAGCUCAGCGCAGCAUAUAGCUACAGAUGUGCGAGGUCUUUUGUGGCGACACAAAUCUUCGAUAGUGCCAUUAAUAGCUACAUUUCACUUUGGUUUCAACUGCUCCGCCACAAACUCCCGCCGCCGACUUUAUCACUGAAACAAAAUAAAAACACCGAACUGCUAAGAGUGUGCCCACCAUAUAGCCACCAUCUCCCGCAGAGGAGCGCGAUGAGAUGAUAGAACGAUGAUAAUGAAGUUGACAGUGAAUCAUUUAGCCAAGACCAUGACAUCAACAGACUCGAGCAUCUGUGUGCGUGGUCCCAACCAACAUGCUGACAAGUGCCAGUGGGCAUCAACCGCAUCCAUCGACAAACAGCAACCAACUUCAAGUCUCUGUCUCCAUCAUCUGACAUCUGUGUGAAAUGCAUAUCCGCCAAUUGACAAUUGAUAAUGAUGGAUCAACAGAGGGAGACACAAAACCAGCAGCAGCAGCAACAACAGCAACGCAGCAGCCACCAUCGGCGCCCACCUGACGUUGAGGAGGCCCUCUCCUCAAUGCUAUGGACCCCAUACGAACGGACCCCAACCGAAAGCUCCUCGGACGAUGACGACGAACGCCUCAACCGGAAGUUGAGGAAAUCCCAGAGUAGCCAUGAGCAGUACUAUCAAUAUGGCGGACUGACACUCGCUCCGCCAGCGGCCAUUAUGCCAUAUUUCGGGUCUAACGACCCCAUCACACCUUUCGUGCCUUUAUCUAAUCAUCAUGAUAGUGUUAGAAAUAAUAAUAAUAUCAAUAACAGUAGUUGUAGUAUAUUAAGCUAUAGCAAUGCCAGUAUAAAUAACAAUGGCGGCGGUACCAUUGGAGCGGAUUACUUUCGCAAGACAGACCGGUGCGACAACUUUCGAUUUAGCUAUCCUUAUUAUGGACCGAUUCCUAGUUUGAACAAAUGUUUGAGUGUGGAGCCACCGUCUUAUGAUUCGUUGUACACAAAGUCCAAGGAUGCUACAAGAGUGCUGAGUAAUUUAGUUACUGUGUCAGCGACACCUGCGAGUGAUGGUGUUUUGCAGGCGUCAUAUGUUGGAGGUAGCGCUGGUGAAGGUGAUGUGAUACAAUCGAAUGAGAGCUAUGGCCGGAUGGUGCACUCGUUUACAGACAAUUUUGUGAUAGAGUGUAAUUCAUCAUCGUCACCAUCGGCCUCAUCAUCAACCUCAUCGACAAAUAGUGUAGCACAAAAUCUUCAACAUCUCCAUCAGCAACAUAACAACACACCACAAGUCCAUCAACAGUACAACAAAGAAGUUGCCAGCAACAUUGCUGCAACCAACAAUAAUAAUAAUUCUACAAUACCGAUCGAUGACGUCAAAUCGACGAAUGACGACGAUGAAAAUGAAGAAAUCGACCACAACAAACAGAACAAAGCAAACGAAGAACAAAAACAAACCGAGGUCAAUCAACUUGCUGCUGCUGCUACUCCAGCAAUACCACUGCACCACGACCAGCAACAGAAGUAUCACAACCAUUCACCAUCAAAGAUCACCAUCAUCAACAUAAAUAAACGGCAACAUGAUGAACAACAAGAAAAACAACCACAAAAGCAGCAAUCCAAACCAGAUUCAACAACAAUGUUGCAACAACAACAAGAAAAACAACAACGAAUGACGGAUAAUGAAAGAAUCACAGAGAGAUCGCAUUUGGGUGAAUCGAAUGAAGUCAGUUCAUUGAGUACUUUUGUCGCGAACGGUCUUGGAGUAAUUGCUAACAGUCGGUCGCUAACAGUCACAACAACAAAACCAAUAACAACCACUGCUGCAACAACAACAACUACAACUGUUUUAUCAUCGAAAUCGUCUUUGAGAGGAUUAAAAAAAAUCGUCGGUAGUGGUGGUAAAAAUCCAAAAUCACGCCAUGUGCAAUUAGCCAAUAUCGAUCCUUCUACGCAGGAUAACGAAAUUAUUGUUCAUGAUCUUUGUCGUACUCGUCGUCAUCGUCGUCAUAGUCUUAGUAGUUCUAGUUCAAGUGGAAGUGCUGAAGACAUCGUAGCUUUAGCAAUGCGUCUUAAUAUUCCCGCUACCGGGACAGAUGCACCAAUCAGUGCAUCGCCGCAUAAUGUUGCCACAAAUGUAAAUCGUGGUGUUCGAAAUGUUUCAGUAACAACGAGUAGUGUUUUUCUAUCCAAUUCGAUUAAUUCAAAAGGCAAUUAUAACAACAACAACAAUAGUGUUGCAAUAUUAUCAAGUAAUAGUUCGCCAAGUUUAACAAUACAAGUUAAUGAUAGUUGCAGCAACAUAAGAAAUAUCAGCAACAACACAAAUAAUACUGCCAAUCACGGUGAUUUCGUUGUAAAUCAAUCGAUCGCGAAUAACGGAAUAAGUGUCGUCAAUUGCACCUACGCGCCGAAUAGUGUUGUUGGUGUGGGUGAAGGUAGUAGUAGUGUGGUUAAUAGCAAAAGUAGCAGUAGUUCAGUGCCUAAAAGUAGUAAAUUCCUUACUGUAAAUAAUAAUAAUCUCAAUAAUCUAACGGAUAUACAAUGUUCAACAUCGUCAACAACAAAUGGAUUACAACAACAAGCACAGCCGCAACACCCGUCACCAACUAGAACAUUCACAUCGACGGAAUGUCAAACGGAUGACAUUCCGAUUUUGAUAAGAGACGAUGUUAACGGUGGUUCUGGUGGUGGACCAUCGCACACUAUCAUUUCGAAUAAUAUAGGGGGCGUUGUUGAUGGUAACAGUGCACUUGUACGUUCGCCAAUGCAUCCGGAUGCUUUAUUAUCGCGUGAACAAAGGCGUCGCGAGCGUCGUGAACGUCGACAACAACGGCAUGUCCAACAACAACAACAACAACAAAUGCAACAUCAACGUUUAAGUCGACAUCAUUCGCACUCACAUCCGCCUUCACAACAGCCUCCUUUAUUACAACAUCCCGCGCAUCAUACAAUGUCGGCGGCAGCCGCAGCUAUGCUGCGGCCAAUGCUGCCCGACAUAUUGCAUAGUCAUUUUCCACCACCCUAUAGUGCGUUGCCCCUGUCACAGGGGGCACCGCCGCCACCUCAGCCGCCACCACAAUUGCCACCACAUGCAGCGUCUCUUAUCACGCCGGUCAUAUCAACGGUUCCUAUUGCAGCAACAGCAACAAUGGUUGGUGAUGGGAGAUUCUCAAUACCCCUGCCCAUCAUUAGAAGAUCACCUUCGGAAAGAUCAGGGAAGGGAUGCUGUGGCCAAUGGUUUGCCGGACCGCCAUUACGUGCAUUAAUUGCUGUUGUUGCAUUGGGUGGUGUGGCGUGCGCUUUGGGUGGUGCUGCAUUGGGGGCGACAGGAUUGGCUGGCCCACCAUCAUCACAUUUGACAGCAGCGUUGUUAAUGAUUGGUGUAGGUGUAGUCCUUGUAACAGUUAGUGGUGCUGCAUGGCGUCUGACAGCACCAGGUGGUCCGCCUUGCUUGGGAUUAGGUUCCAGUGUUGACCUCGGACGUUGUGGUCGAAGGCCAUGCAGUCGCGGUGGUGGUGCACCACAUGGCCUUUUGUAUCCAGAAUUUCAACAUAGGCCACCACCACCAUCGUAUCAAGCCAGUAUGCAGGAAUAUCGGCUCAGACUUUUACUUCUGGACCGUGAUAGACAGAAUGGAGUUGUGAGAGGAAGUUCACCACCACCAACAUAUCGAUCUCAUACAGGAAGUCUCUUAAGAGCACCUUUAACCACAACAAUUCGCGGUGGUCCUGGCUCUGAAUACAGUCUACCACCUAGUUAUCGUUCCCGAAAUGCCACCCCUGCUAUAAUAUCAAGUGAACGGAGCAUUGAAACGGCACCAUCUGGGCGUCUUCUAGCCAACGAGGAUAUUCCCGAAUCAUCUCUAUGUACAAUAUCGUCAAACCUCGACUCUUCACUUCCAGCGUACAAUGCAAUUAUAAGUGACAAUUUGCAUCAGCAGCUGCACCAGCAGCAACAUCAGCCACAACAAAAUUCAUCCUUAUCAAGGAAUUCCCAACAGAAUAUUGCUCCAGACAGUGACAAUCAUUCGUUUCCGAAGGAUAAUACUGGCAACAGCAAGAUGGUGCCUCAAAAACAAAUUACACCGUCAACGCUCGGCGACGGCCAUCAGUCAUCGUCAACCUCCUCCAAAGAAUAUUCUUCAUCUGGGGACCGCACUUCAUUAUCGCUCCUCCAGAAUGACAGUGCACAUCCACGAGAGCAGACACAGCUGCUGCAUCUAAGUGAAAAACUCAAUCCCAGAGUUUUAGCAAAUAGCAAUGGCAAUAAUGGUGUUAGUGGUGGUGCAAGUAACCGAACAAUUGGGUUUCUAAACAUUCAUUCAGCAAUGUCCUCAAAAACACCAUCAGACUCCUCAAUGACAACUGGCAAGACUAAGGAUCUUGUCACAAUUGUCACAAUAUCAGCCCAGGACAACACCUCAAAUCAACAGCAUAAUAGCAUGAUGCAGCCUACUUCGCCAAGUUCUCAAGGUGAAAUGGACAUUUUGGCGCAUCUGUAGCAAAUGGUCAAGUUUGCAUUUUAGUCCUUCGAGAGAUUGAAGCAUAUCCUUCGUGUGUUUUGUUUUUAUUAUUUUUU
This is a messenger RNA of Episyrphus balteatus (marmalade hoverfly), 4872 nucleotides long. RefSeq names its product probable serine/threonine-protein kinase DDB_G0267686. The record is from RefSeq and is a predicted model, not a curated record. The coding region runs from base 758 to 4795 and encodes 1345 amino acids. The transcript is spliced from 6 exons. Lineage: Eukaryota; Metazoa; Arthropoda; Insecta; Diptera; Syrphidae.